ACAUCCGCUCUUUCGUGUGGAGGGGAGGAGAGCGGUGAGGCAUGGCGGAGGCGCUCGGUAUCCGCCGCCAUCCGCGGUUCUGAGGCCAUGGGGGGAUCGGUGCUGUUACAGCUACAGAGAGCAGAGCUGCAUCAGUGGCGGUGGAUGAGGCUGAGCAGGUAACCGGCAAACUGAAACAUGACUGAUGCAGUUGAAUCCCAGUCUUCUGACUCUGAUUACCCAGAUGCCCAAGAGCUAAUACGCAGUCAGCAGAAAGGCCUGUAUAAGGUACAGACAUGUGAAACAAAUACACAAAGGAAGCGUUCGCGUUCAAGGCAGAAGAAUGCUGCUCCUGAGGAGUCUUCAGAUGAGCCUACCAGUACACACAAAUCGGCUGCUUCAGCUGAGGUUUUGCUGGUCAGCAGUGAUUCAGAAACUGAGCUCUCUGCUGCUAGUGGCAGUAAAUAUCAUCGUAAGUGCUCCACUGCAUCUUCAAAGCAGAAAAGGAGAUCACAGUCUUCGAGGCAACAAACCUGUGACAAUGAAAGCUCUUCAGAUUCAUCUCCGUCCCCUCACAGUCCAGUGCAAUCAUUGGAAACUUCCCAGAAGCAGAAGUCAAAACUAAAUUUGAAAGCCAUUCUUGCCUAUCACUUUAGAGGAAAGAAGUUUAAGGCUGCUGCACGCAAGAAAUUCAAGAUGUACUCAAGGAAGAAGUAUGAGAGCACGCCGAUGUCUGAAAGGAGGAUACCUAUAAAGAGGACACCACUGACAGCCUCUCCUCAAGAACAAAAGAGAAGGCUUCUAGACAGAGGUUUGCAAUUCCCUUUUGUUCAGGAACAUUAUGGCAAGAAACAUCUUCCCUUACCGAUGGUUCUUGGCUAUGAGCAAGCAGCUGCCAAGGGAUAUUUUCAGUACAUUGAAGUACUUAAAUAUGAAAGCCAUCUUAAAAAAGCUUUACAAGCCCUUCAGGCCAGUGAAGACUUGGAAAGAGAUUGCCUGGUGGUACGGAAACACAAAUACUUAGAUGAUGAAGGUCCCAUUUCCCCUAUUCAGGAGACAAAUGAUGAUGAUGAUGACAACUUGAAUUCUGAUAAUCAAGGACAACUUGAUGCGAAAGUAGUGGAGAACAGCUCUUUCAUUAUAAGCAGCAAAAUUCCCAGUAAGAAAAAAUCAAAACAUGCAAAAUCAUCUGAAGCAGUUGAAAUAGAAGAUGAUUGUCUAUGCUGCUGAGAACACUUGGUUUCUGCGAGGUGCUCACCUCUGAACUAACAAGUGAAGUCACAGUGCUUGCUUUUCAGAUACCCUUUUCAUAGCUUGCUUGGUUUAAAAUAUUGAUGAUCUAUCAAGCAAGCAAGCUCAUCAGAAUUAUUUUAAGGCUUCCACCUGAGAAGUACUGUAUGGUUUGAAAGAAGACUCAUCCUGGAUCCUAGCAGUGGGGUUCUUGCUUGUUUGUUGCUUUUGGAAGAUGGAAUACUACUCAAGAUGUCUUAAUGUGCAAGAUGACCACACCAGCUCUGCAGCAGUGGGCAACUCUAACUCCUGGAGUACAUGAAUUCUACAGGCAACAGCUGGCCUUCUGACAUAUGAGUCUAUAUUACUUGGACUUCUGUGGAACACAGCAGCAAAAGAGGGGGAUUCCUGUGAUUUCUGGAACACGGUGGGGAGCCUCUACUUGAGGAGGGAGGUCCACAUCGUAGUCCAGUUGGAACUAGCAUGUUGAUGGUGCAAUUAGAAUGAGAGAAGAAAUGCAGGAUGCCAUUCCACAGAAAUCUGAAGUCCCUCCUAGGUGCAGAUUUACACUUUUGAUACAAAUGAAAAUAGCACUCAAGUGGAAAAGCUUGGUGCUUUAGGACACAGAACAAAGUGAACUUUGCUGUGUGAAAAGCUGUGGAAGAAAAGUCUGCCAGUGUCUGCUACCAACGUGCUGCAUGUCAGAGGAUGAGAACCACCCCUGAGUGCCACUGAAGCAAGUCUGAAGGUCCUGGUGCCAUGGCUGCAAGUCUGCUGCACAGAACUGUACAGCUCUUCUACGUUACUGCAACAGUACUUCAUUUGAAAGUAACCAUUCCACCUUCCUUUGAAAAUGGAAAUAGUGCAGGUUCUCUGCGUGCCUUUGCCCUUACUUCUUCAGUUGUGACUUGCCUGUUUGGUCCUGCUGGAUGAGGGAGUAGCGAAGUUCAGGACAGUUACAACUUGAUACUCGACUUUGACUUGAGUGUCAAGAGCUUUUUCCAGUAGAAUUAGAACUUAACCAGAUGUUUUCCCUCAACCUAAGUGGUUGAAGCUCUGGAGAUAUGUUUUUAUGCUGGUGCAUUUCAAUAAAGCUGCUGUCAAAGA
Molecule: messenger RNA, 2316 nt
Organism: Pogoniulus pusillus (Red-fronted tinkerbird)
Lineage: Eukaryota; Metazoa; Chordata; Aves; Piciformes; Lybiidae
Gene: TAF1D
Product: TATA-box binding protein associated factor, RNA polymerase I subunit D
Exons: 17
Coding region: 178-1209 (343 amino acids)
Biological process (GO): regulation of DNA-templated transcription
Cellular component (GO): RNA polymerase transcription factor SL1 complex; nucleoplasm; nucleus
Source: RefSeq, a predicted model, not a curated record